Messenger RNA from Pistacia vera, 960 nucleotides. RefSeq lists its product as uncharacterized. The transcript has 2 exons. The coding region runs from base 166 to 960 and encodes 264 amino acids. Lineage: Eukaryota; Viridiplantae; Streptophyta; Magnoliopsida; Sapindales; Anacardiaceae. The record is from RefSeq and is a predicted model, not a curated record.
CUUCCACCAAAAUUAUUUUUUGUUGGGGCAGAAAACUGUGCUUCCUUAGAUGUGGAAACAUUAACUACCGCCCUAAAACAGAGCACUUGUACAUACAUUGCACUGCAUUUUUUUAAUUGUUCAAUACGGGUCGACAAUCGCGGCAAGAUAGAAAGCUUGGAAGUUAUGUUGCUGAUACAAUGGCUUCAGAAUCUAGGUAAUCAUGAGCUCAUGUUGCAGAAUCGCUUUUCUGAUCCUGAAUUUCGUUAUCGAUCUUCUCAGUAUCAACCUCUUCAAUUUCAUAUUUGUCUUCUUGGAAGUGAAAUUUCAAAGUGGUUUAGUGAUUGGAGUAAUCAGAGUUCAGUAGACACCCAACUACUAUUCAGUAAACGUGAUGAACUCAUGGGAUUCGCUUUGUCUGUGGUAUUUAAAGUUCCUGGUUUUUCGCAUGAAGGAAAUGCGACAAAAAUUCAAUGCCAUUUAAGCAUAGGUUCAAGGAAUUAUAAAUUCAAAUUCAUCAUCUCUACUUCCAAAACUGUGAAGUCUGAUCAUCACCACCUUUGGCUGGGCUAUUUUUCAAGCAAGCUGUUUUAUAAACAAGAGUGGCCUAGUGGGGUAGUAGCCAUUCAUGCUGCUGUUUAUAUACUCUCCAGAGGUACAUUGUAUGCUGAAGGUUAUGUGAAACAGUGUGGGAUUCGACCAGUUUAUGAGCAAGACAUUCCUCAAACACCAGUAACAGAAAGUUCAUCAUCACCUAAUUGCAUUCCUCCAAUAUUUAUGAGACGCAGCAUCAGGAACUUUGAACUUGUUCCACCGAUGACACAGCCGAAACCAGCACCACCUCCUGACAGUCACAGGCAGACAACACCAUCUGACAGUGGUAACCAGAAAGCUCCUGACAACCGCAUGCACAGAGCACCUCUAAAGCAAGAUUUCUCGAUUGAGGACUUGGGAAAGUUUGAAAGUCUGACCUUUGGUUAG